GUUGUUUCGUGGCAUGACGGGCCCGUCCUUGUGGCCCUGGUGGCGCUGAUUGAUUCUUGCAAUGACAUCCACGGACUUGAGCAGUGCAGCCACGGGCCUUCCGCAGGUACCUCCGCAGCACGCCGUCUUCCACUGUCCCUUCCCGCCCAUCGCUCCACCGAGAGCCUAUGACCAUCCCUAUGCCCCGCAUGCGUUCCAUCUGCAGCCUGAUCCACCGCCCCAUGGCGGCUGCAUCGCCGGCCACAUGAUGAAGCCCGUGACGGUCCAGCGCGGCGCAUACCCAUACGGCCCUUGUGUGCAGCGGGGCGGCAUUGUCAGCGGGCGGCAGCCAUCGGACGACGGCACACCGCCGGAGAGCAAUCAGGAUGGACAACCGAUGUUGGAGCUCGGUGCAGCGCAGCUGGCAUACAAGAGGACCAUCAGCGUGCCGACCGAUGGCGGCGGUGAUGAUGAUGGGAUGCUGCCGCCGGCACCUCGUGGCAUGGGUGGCCUUGCUGCAAGCGCCUCUGCCCCUGCUGGCGGAGCUGUGGUGCCGUGGAUGGGGUAUGCAGUGCUGCACAGCAGGGGACGCGGGGCGUGGCGGGGCAUCACGACGCUCAAGGUGGUACCUGAGAGUGAGGCGGUGGUCAGGGGGAAGUACGUGAUGCUCAAGGAGGGUGUCCAUCACCACGAGGGAGACAAGGUAUGGCGUCAGGCUCUUGGGAGCGCGUGGACCAAUGGCGUCAUCUGUCUGUCUGUCUGUCUGUCUGUGUCUCGGGCAGGAUUUUCGUUUGGCCUUUUGGCGCGGAGAGGAGCUCAGGAUGAAGCUCUACAGUGUCAAGGUGGGCAAGACAGGCAGAGGAACUAGACCUCACUGUGUGUGUGUCCCCAUACUUUUUGUCUAUGUAUCCCAUUGAUCAGACCCUCGGCUUCUCCACCGCUCAGGAGUCCUCCUACCGCUUCUUUGACAACCUUCCCCACUCCCGCCGCUUCCUCGAGCCGCUCAAGGGUGUCAGCCUCCCUGAGUGGGCCAGGAAUCUGGGAAUCAGGCGGGCCAUACCGGGUGGUUACAUCGAUGGGAUGGCAGGGGAGGAUGGCCAGGUAAGAUGAGUACAGAUGGGGUCUGGCGUGGGCAUCUUCUGGCCAUAUGUGUCAGGAUGGCAUGUAUGACGAGAGUGCCCCUCACGAGCAGAGGCAGCCUGUUGAUGAUGAUACGAGGAAGCGGGAGGAUACAAACGAGGUAAAGAGAGACACGAACGCACGACUUCACAGACAGGUACAUACCCCUUCACGGACCACAGGUGUCUGACGAGCUGCCGCUGCCCCAGCGCCACAGCCACAGGAGACGACCACCCGUACCGCCCCGUGGCAAACGACUCAACAAAAGACCCGCAUCCCGGUCCCCGCACAGAGGCUUCGGCGGCAGAUUCGUGGCGCGCAAGACCACCGAUGACACGCUGCCCUCCCCUGUCUCACCACCCAAUGGCCCGGUGCCUCCCCUGCUGUUUGCACUGGGUUUCCCCCAGCCCAAGAGGCCCAUCCUGGUGGAUCUGGCAGAGGUCGGUGGCGAUGGCAGUGACGAUCAGUAUCAGCCAGCUGUGGUGGGUGAGGUGCUGUCUCUGGCGUGGGCCAAGGCGCAGUGCUUCGACGCCCUCUUCAAGGCUGCCGGCUCGGAGCCAUCGUGGCAGAGGGUGAACGCCAGCGACGUGGAGACGGCUGUCGAGCACAUUGCCAGCAGGCGACAGGCCAGCGAGCUGCGUGACGUCAUGGCAGCCCUCGAGGUGGAUUGCCUGCCACUCCCCGAGGAGUUCGCGCAGCUGGAGAGGAUGCUGGGCAGGAGGGAGGGCGUCAUCAGAGGUGGCGGCAUUGUCCAGGGCCUGGAGGACGUCCCCAGGCCUGUGUGUGAGGGGCAGGGAGACAUGCUGGAUGGCGAGAGGAGGAUGACUCAGCUGAAGACGGUCCUGGAGGGGGUGAGGAGGGGCAGCGAUGAGAUGGAUUAG
Vitrella brassicaformis is the source of this 1979-nucleotide messenger RNA. The record is from the annotation of a GenBank genome assembly. Lineage: Eukaryota; Vitrellaceae.